GGAUGAUAAUGAUAAUACUAGAGAAGGAGGAAGUGAUUUGCAGCCAUCAUCAUCAGCUGAUGAUGAGGACAUGGAUUGGGAGACCAGUUGCGGUAUCGGUAAUUGGCGGCCAAAAUGGUUGCAACGAUUUGCUUCAACCAAAUGGUUUUUGAUUGUCUUCUCGAUUGUGGCUAUACUUCAGGGCGGAUACUUUACAUACCUUAUCGGAUGCAUAUCGACACUUGAAAAACGUUUUGCAUUUGAAAGCAAAAUAUCCGGUUUCAUACUAAUUGCCGAUAAUUUAAGUCAAAUGGUUGUCAGUCCUAUUAUCGGAUACCUGGGCGGCAAAUACAAUCGUUCGCGUUUGAUAGCUGCCGGCAAUCUAAUAGUAGCCCUGUCCUGUCUGAUGAAUGUAGUUCCCUAUAUGAUGUACGGUCCAGGUUUGCAUCUACUGUCCAAUACUAAUAGUAUAUCAAAUACUACACAACAACACGAAGUUUGUUCAGACGAUAAUCUAGACCCGGACUGUUCAGCUGGCAAUCAAAAUACGGUUAUGUCGGCCGUUAUCAUACUAUGGUUGGCUAGUUUUGCCAAUGGUUUAGGUUAUACUGCUUUCUAUACGAUUGGUUUGCCAUAUAUUGAUGAUAAUGUCCAGAAAAAGAACUCUCCAAUGUAUUUAAGUACAACCGCAACACUUAGACUAUGUGGUCCGACACUGGGAUUUUUGCUUAGCUCCAUAUCCCUGGCCAUGUAUGAGGAUCCGUUUUAUGAUCCAAAAAUUAGUCGAAAUGAUCCUCGAUGGAUAGGUGCUUGGUGGGUCGGUUUUCUAGUACUAGGAGUAUUGAUAUUAAUUUUUACGAUACCAAUGUUUUUAUUUCCUAAACGAUUUAAAAUUCAUACUAAAAAAUCAAAUUCAAAUGUUAAUAAUAAAUCAAUAGAAAUCAAUAAUAAAACAGAUGAUCAACAAACCAUUAGUGAAAAGAAAAAUGUCAAACUGGCAUUGAAACGAUUGGCCAAAAAUCCGAUUCUAAUAUUUCACGCUUUGACCGGAAUUUUCCGAAUAUUCGGAUAUCUCGGGUAUUAUAUAUUUAAGCCAAAGUAUAUGGAAUUACAAUACAGACAGUCAGCUUCGGGCGCCAGCUUUUUCACCGGCUCAACAAGUGUACUAAUAAUGGCUGUCGGCAUAAUGGGCGGCGGACUAUUGCUGACAUAUUUUAGACCCAAAACUAGACCACUGGUGCUUAUUAUGUUUGUGGUCGAACUGGUGGCCAGUUGUAUGAUUUUUUCGGGUAUAUUUUUAGGCUGUCCUGCACCUCAAUUUCCAACAUCAACUAUUGUAGGCAACAGUAUGAUUCUUGAUUCACCCGAUUUGUGUAACCAUGACUGCGGGUGCUCUACGCGUGUCUAUCAACCGAUUUGUUCAUCCGAUGGUCUCAAUGCCUACUUUUCUCCGUGUUAUGCCGGAUGCAAAACAGUAGACACAACUACUGAUCCAAUUACAUACGGCGAUUGCAAUUGUAUCCGAAAUACAUUGUCAAAUACAGCCACAUCGGGCUAUUGUCCGACCGAUUGCAAUCAGUUUCCCUUAUUUAUAAUACUACUAACAAUGGCCAGUUUGUGUUCAUCAACUAUACGCACCGGUAACACACUUAUCACACUCAGAUGUGUUGACCCACAGGACAAAAGUUUUGCGAUGGGAAUUAUCGGCAGUUUUUUUGCAGUUUUCGCUUUUAUUCCCUAUCCGUUAAUAUUUGGAGCCAUAAUUGAUUCUACAUGUCUUGUAUGGGAAGAAUCUUGUGGUAAAACUGGUAACUGUUGGCUCUAUGAUAUCGACAAGUUUAGAGUAUACUUACAUUCAGCCGCUUUUGGAUUCAUGUUAUUGGGAUCACUGUUUGAUAUCGGAGUCAUUGUAUACUCAGAUAGACUAAAGAAUCUAUUGGAUGAUGAAGAAGAAGAUGAAGAUAAUGAUGACAAAAACGGUGGUAAAGGUGUUGUUAUCAAUAAUGAGAUACAAUUGGUAGAUCAAACCGGCAGAGAUGGUCAAAACAAAAAUGGCAAUAAUUAACAAAUUAGCAGUUAUUAUAAAUUAAUUG
Molecule: messenger RNA, 2072 nt
Organism: Oppia nitens
Lineage: Eukaryota; Metazoa; Arthropoda; Arachnida; Sarcoptiformes; Oppiidae
Product: solute carrier organic anion transporter family member 74D-like
Exons: 11
Coding region: 71-2044 (657 amino acids)
Biological process (GO): sodium-independent organic anion transport; transmembrane transport
Cellular component (GO): membrane
Molecular function (GO): protein binding
Source: RefSeq, a predicted model, not a curated record